Medioppia subpectinata is the source of this 1488-nucleotide messenger RNA. The record is from the annotation of a GenBank genome assembly. NCBI's taxonomy places the organism in Eukaryota, Metazoa, Arthropoda, Arachnida, Sarcoptiformes, Oppiidae.
AUGUCUUGUGUUUCGGCCAAUCAAUCGGUGGUCACAAAAGGGUUGUCCGAAGCGAUCGGGCGCUGUGCUCACAAUACAAUCGCCGAUAACUAUAAUCGCCGCCGUAAUAACCCGUUCACUACAUUCUACUCCCGAUACAGCGUACGGACAAUCACGUGGAACCUGCAGUCGGGUCAAUGCCGGAGCGAUUUGCGGCCACUGCUGGGCAUCGAUGGCCUCCACACCGACACCACUGCCGCCGGCGACCAGCCGUUGGCCGACGUGUACGCCAUCGGUCUGCAGGAGUUGUGCGCCCGAGAGUUGAGCGACCAGUUUGUGGACUCGUGGACACCAGAGUUUGACCGCUUGUUUACCGGUUUAGACUACGUUAGGCUUAAGCGCCACCGCUUUGCGGACGCGUCGCUCGUGGUCUACACCCGACGGCAACUGUUGCCACACUUUCGAGCCGUUGAGGCGCACAGCCGUCGGUCAGAAUCGCCGCCCAACAAAGCGGUGGCCAUUGGCCUGACUGUGGACGGGGUGUCGGUCUGUAUUGUGAACACACAUCUCACACCACACGAGCAAAACACUGAGAAACGGGUCGACAAUUAUAACGAAAUAAUCGCCGACUUGUGCUUCACUGGCCGUAAAUCGGCCGACAUUUUAAGCCAUGAUUACGUCCUAUGGAUGGGUGAUCUGAACUUCCGGAUCGACGAACUGACCGGCGAUGAGAUUCACGACAUUAGCGUAAAGACCAGCAGCGGAACUGUCAAUAGGUUUGCGCCACUUUUGGCCAAAGACCAGCUAAAUCGCGUCCGUCUGGAGGGCCGUGCGUUCAGUGAGUUUAGCGAAAGUGAGCCGACAUUCGCGCCGACCUAUAAGUUCUUCAUCGAUACCAGUGAUUAUGAUUACAAAGAUCCGGUCAGACCUCGUAAGCCGGCCUUCACUGACCGUAUUUUAUACCGCUUUACGGCUAACGCCUACGAGAAUACAACACUUGAUUUACAACAACUCAAUUAUACAUCUCAUCCGCAAUACAAACAAUCGGACCACAAACCGGUGUCCGCUCUCUUCCACCUCAAGACCCGGCCGUUCGUUAGUGGCCAGACAUACGUGACAUUUGCGCCGAUCGCCAAUUGGCGGGUGAACCGGGACUUUACCGCAUGGUUUACUAUCACUCCCGCCGACGACAGCGCAAUCGAUACGCUGUCCGCCAGUGAUUUUAUCGGUUUAUAUAAAUCCGAUUUCAUAUCAAUUGACGACCGCUUGUUAUACGUCGGCGCAAAUCCAGUGCCCACUCGUUGGUCACCUCCGGGACAAAGUGGCGAUCACUCGGACAACAAUAAUGGCCAGAGUGUGGAUACGAGAACCGCCGCCAACUCUGAGCCCUGGUUUUUGGUGCACUUCUCAGAGCAAACACUUUCAACGGCCGAUCGGUUCCGCUUAGUAUACGUCACACAAACCGGUGAUGUAUUGGGUGUGAGCGACCAGUUUGUGGUCACCCAUUGA